GACGGCGAUACGUAACGGGUCAAAACGGACAAUAUCUAUUAGCGAUGGACUUAGGAUUGGGCUGUUACAGCAUGUUUCAAAUAAUCAAAGCCAUGGAAUUGGUUAGCUCCUAGCUUGCCAUUUAGCUUUUAAGUCUGAUGUAUGGCUGAAUCUUGCAUUGUUGCUUCCUGACUUCUCUUACGAAAUUAGAGCUCAACUGUGUCCUCGUUGCAGGUUUAGCUUCUCGACAAUGUUCUUUUCUCACAAGGAAAACACUGUAAGCACCCUUGGACGGUCGGUGCUUAUAAUAUGGCUCUUUGUUGUGUUAAUUAUCAAUUCAAGCUACACAGCUGGUUUGACAUCUAUCUUAACAGUGCAGCAGCUAACUUCAAAGGUUGAAGGGAUUGAUAGCUUAAUCUCUAGCACCGAUGCUGUAGGAAUUCAAGAAGGCUCAUUUUCAUUGAAUUAUCUGAUUCAUGAGCUGAAUAUAGCAGCUUCUAGGAUCGUUAAGUUGAAGAGCCAGGAGGAAUAUAUGGAUGCUCUUCGCCGUGGACCUGCAAAUGGUGGGGUAGCCGCCAUUGUAGACGAGCUUCCUUAUGUCGAGCUUUUCCUGUCGGGCACCAAUUGUGUCUUCAGGACUGUCGGGCAGGAGUUCACUAAAAGUGGAUGGGGAUUUGCAUUUCCAAGGGACUCUCCUUUGGCGGUUGAUUUGUCAACAGCCAUUCUUCAACUCUCAGAGAAUGGCGAUCUUCAAAAGAUUCAUGACAAAUGGCUAUCACGAACAGAGUGUUCGAUGAAUCUCAACCAAGUCGACGCAAACCAACUAUCACUAACUAACUUCUGGGAGCUGUUUCUAAUUUGUAGCAUUGCCUGCAUUGUUGCUCUUUUGAUAUUCUUCAGUAGAGUAGCAUUCCAAUAUCGAAGAGCUACCCCUAAAGCCCAGCCUGAAGUCGAGGAGACCCAACCUGAUAGGACGGGACGCUUCGGUCGUACGACUAGCUUCAUCCAAUUUCUAGAUAAAAAAGAAGUCAAAAAGGCUAAAAGAAAAUCCAUUGAUAUCAACCCAGCUGGCCAGAGCUCUGAGGGUCACCCUGAUGAACUCAAAAAGGCUAAAGGAAAAUCCAUUGAUAUCAACCCAGUUGCCCAGAGCUCUGAGGGCCACCCUGAUUCACAGCCUCAUUAGCGCUUGCCCCUCGUCCUGGGGUGGAAAAAGCCUGGACUUUUUGGGUUCCUUUUAUUUUCAUGUCUUAUGCAUAAACUACACACGCCACAAUGCAGUUCUCGUGAUUUUGUUUUUGGAAACUUGUAAAUUCAUAAUGAAAACCUCUUAAUUAAUUGAUA
Cucurbita pepo subsp. pepo (vegetable marrow) is the source of this 1320-nucleotide messenger RNA. The record is from RefSeq and is a predicted model, not a curated record. NCBI's taxonomy places the organism in Eukaryota, Viridiplantae, Streptophyta, Magnoliopsida, Cucurbitales, Cucurbitaceae.